Molecule: messenger RNA, 3839 nt
Organism: Entelurus aequoreus (snake pipefish)
Lineage: Eukaryota; Metazoa; Chordata; Actinopteri; Syngnathiformes; Syngnathidae
Product: ankyrin repeat and BTB/POZ domain-containing protein 3-A-like
Exons: 17
Coding region: 221-3334 (1037 amino acids)
Molecular function (GO): protein heterodimerization activity
Source: RefSeq, a predicted model, not a curated record
UGCGUGUGCGCGUGGAGGAUCUCUCCACGCAGACGUCCAAGCAUCGAGCGAAGAAGAAGGAGGUUGCAAAAGUUGUCGUCUCGCCGCCGACGCUGCGCCAAUUCCGGGCACUUUGGCGCAACCGGAUGCGGCUCCCGGAAGCGUGAGAGACCCCCGCCAGGCCCGGGAGUCUCCGUAUAGGAGGGCGAGAGCAGCGGAGCCAACAGCAUGCGGCGCAGCGAUGGCAGGCGCCGGUAAGACCGCGGUGAGGACGCUGGAGGACUUAACGCUGGACUCCGGGUAUGGUGGAGCCGCGGACUCGGUCCGGUCGUCCAGCGUGUCGCUGUGCUGCUCCGACCCGCCUCAGUCCUUCCCGCACGGGGCCAACCGCUGGCAUCUGACGGAAUCCAUGCACAGCCGCCAGAACAGUCUGGAAACGGUCAACACCGUCCUGGCCGAGGACACGGAGGGGCCGGAGUGCGCCAAGCUGCCCGAGCCGGAGGAGGUGCCGUGGAGCCUGGCCGAGGUGGAGGACGCGCUGCGGCGGGACGAGGAGCUGAUGGCCGCCGGGGAGCCUCCGCCUCCGGAGGUCCUGGCGCGGCUCUCCGUGCUCGUCAGCCGCGCGCUCGUCCGCGUAGCCCGCGAGGCGCAGCGGCUCAGCCUCCGCUACGCCAAGUGCACCAAGCUGGAGGUGCAGAGCGCCGUGAAGAUGGUCCUCUCCUGGACCGUCUCCGUCAACUGCAUCGCGGCCGCCCUGAGCGCGCUCUCCCUCUACAGCAUGAGCACCGCGGACAAGUUGAGCCGCGGCAAGUCGGCGCGCUGCGGGCUGGUCUUCUCCGUGGGGAAGUUCUUCCGCUGGAUGGUGGACGGCCGCGUGGCGCUCAGGGUCCACGAACACGCCGCCAUCUACCUGGCGGCGUGCGUGGAGAGCCUCUUCAGGGAGCUGGCGGCCCGCGUCCUGCGCGGCACGCUGCUGCAGCGGAGGGACAACGGCGUGCCCAAGUUGAGCCUGGAGGCGCUGGAGCAAGCCGUCGGCGGGGACUCGGAGAUUUGGGGGGUGCUGCAACCCUACCAGCACCUCAUCUGUGCCAAGAACUCCAGCGGUGUGCUCAGUCUGCCCGACAGUCUCAACCUGCACCGCGACCAGCAGCGUUUGAGCCGAGGCGGCGGUAGCGGCGGCGAAGAUCACGCCUACACGCAGGCGGAACUACGCACCGUGGAGCAGUCGCUGCUCGCCACCAGGGUGGGCAGCAUCGCCGAGCUGAGUGACUUGGUGUCGCGGGCCAUGCACCACCUGCAGCCGCUGCACAUCAAGAACCCCAGCAACGGCACCCCGGUUCACCAGAAGAGCAACGCCGGCAUCCACUGGGAGCCCGAGGCCCUCUACACUUUGUGUUACUUCAUGCACUGUCCACAGAUGGAGUGGGAGAACCCCAACGUGGAACCCUCCAAGGUGAACCUGCACACCGAGAGACCGUUCCUGGUACUGCCGCCACUGAUGGAGUGGAUCCGAGUGGCGGUGGCGCACACGGAGCACCGCCGCAGCUUGUCGGUGGACAGCGACGACGUGAGGCAGGCGGCCCGGCUGCUGCUACCGGGCGUGGACUGCGAGCCUCGGCAGAUCAAAGCUGAGGAUUGUUUCUGCGGGGCGAGGAAGAUGGACGCCGCCUCCACCGAGGCCAAGUUCUUGCAGGACUUGGGCUUCAGGAUGCUGAACUGUGGCCGCACAGACCUGGUCAAGCAGGCCGUCAAGCUGCUGGGACCUGACGGCAUCAACAGCAUGAGCGAGCAGGGAAUGACGCCUCUCAUGUACGCCUGCGUGCGCGGCGACGAGGCCAUGGUCCAGAUGCUGCUGGACGCCGGCGCCGACAUCAACAGCGAGGUGCCCAGCACAGUAAACAAGCACCCCUCCGUUUACCCCGACGCACGCCACGGGACGCCCCUCACUUUCGCCGUCUUGCACGGACACGUCCCUGUCGUGCAGUUGUUGCUGGACAACAGCGCCAACGUGGAGGGCUCGCUGCAGGACGGGGCGGAGAACUACACGGAGACGCCGCUCCAGCUGGCGUCGGCCGCAGGUAACUUUGAGCUGGUGAGUCUGCUGCUGGACAGGGGGGCGGAUCCCAUGAUCGGGACCAUGUGUCGAAACGGCAUCUCCACGGCGACGCUGGGAGACAUGAACUCGUACAGCCUGGCGGCGGCGCACGGGCACAGGAACGUAUUCCGCAAGCUCCUGUCCCAGUCCGAGAAGGAGAAGGGCGACGUCCUGUCGCUGGAGGAGAUCCUGGCUGAGGGUUCCACGCCCAGGGAGAAGAGCACGGCACCGCAGGCCAACGGCGGCGGCGGCGGCGGGACGCUACGAACAGGAAAGGCCAAGCUGCGGGCCCUGAGAGAGGCCAUGUACCAUAGUGCCGAGCACGGCCAUGUGGACAUCACCAUAGACAUCCGCAGCUUAGGUGUUCCCUGGACGCUGCACACCUGGCUGGAGUCCCUGAGGACCAGCUUCACCCAGCACCGCCGCCCGCUGAUCCAGGGUCUGCUCAAGGACUUCAGCUGCAUCCAGGAGGACGAGUACACGGAGGAGCUGAUCACGCUCGGCCUGCCGCUCAUGUUCCAGAUCCUCCGCUCCUGCAAGAACGAGGUGAUCAGCCAGCAGCUGUCAGUCAUCUUCACACAGUGCUACGGGCCCUUCCCCAUCCCCAAGCUGACGGAGAUGAAGAGGAAGCAGAGCUCUCGCUUAGACCCGCACUUCCUCAACAACAAGGAGAUGUCGGACGUCACCUUCCUGGUGGAGGGCAAACCCUUUUAUGCACACAAAGUGCUGCUUUUUACAGCCUCGCCCAGGUUCAAGUCGCUGCUGCAGAACCGACCCGCGGCGGAGAACACCUGCAUCGAGAUCAGCCAUGUCAAGUAUAAUAUAUUCCACUCGGUCAUGCAGUAUCUGUACUGUGGCGGCACCGAGUCCUUGCACAUACGCAACACCGAAGUCAUGGAGCUGCUGUCCGCCUCCAAAUUCUUCCAACUGGAGGCCCUCCAGCGACACUGUGAGAUCAUCUGCUCCAAGAACAUCACCACGGAAACCUGCGUGGACCUCUACAAGCACGCCAAGUUCCUCGGCGCCACGGAGCUGACGUCCUACAUCGAGGGCUACUUCCUGAAGAACAUGGUGCUGCUGAUCGAGCUGGACGGCUUCAAGCAGCUGCUCGCCGAGCCGGCGCCCGCCGAGAGCCCCGCCCCCUCCGCCCAAAUCCCCGCCCCCGCCCUCUGCUCGGAUAUCCUCCGGGACCUGGAGAAGACUCUGGCCACGCGCGUCCACUCCAUCCACCGCUCCACCUCCAAGGGCUCGGUGGUGUGACCAGCAGGAUUUCACGCAUCUUUAGGUAGUCAAAUUAAAAAAAAUAAAAUAAAAUAAAAUAAAAUAAAAAAGGGACACCGAUUCAUGGGGAUUUUGAUCACAGGUGAUCAGUAGCAAUGCCAGCAAGAGGAACCUUCCGCAUCUGGAACACGUUUCACUGUGGUCCGCCUUUGCAUGGAUCUAGCUUCUUACGCGGAGCUUCUCUAGGGAAGGAAGGAUGCAAAGUCCUAACGUGCGUCCUCCUGUGUCCGACCCUGUCUCGCCGCAUGCCUGGAGCCGUCCGCCAUCUUGCUUGUAGCUGUGCUCGCUGUGCAACGGGCCCGGAAAGUGUUUGUUUUUUUUUCCACCCUCGUCUUUAUUUCCCCCAGAUGCUGCUAGCUGAUCUAGCCGAGAAGUCAUUAAUGCGCAGCCGUGGCUGCAAUACGUUGGGGGAUUUAUACAAAACCCCGAAAGCAGUGAAGUUGUCACGUUGUGUAAAUGCUAAAUAAAAAGAGAAUACAACAAA